AAUUGAAAGGAAUAGUGUUUUAACAACAAAUUGUAUAUCAUAUCUCUCGUUUGAACCAUAAUGAAGAAAUUGGUUUGAAGAGCGAGGCUUCGUUAGUUCUUCAUGUAUGUUUACGUCGUCAUUUUGAAGGUUUUUAACCUCCUCCGUUGCUGCGCUGCACGGACAACUUAAGCCUAUCUGAGCUUCCGCCAGCGGCGAUGAACGUUGGUGAUGCGUCAAAGCGAUCAAACCGGACUUAUAUUGUAUCUUUUUAACGUUUUGAACAAGUAGGUGAACACCCGGAUAACUUCACGAUCUCACAUGUAGCUUCAAGGACACGCAUUUGCAACAAAACACACCAUGCCAAAGAGAAGGCGCCAGCUGAAGAGCACGAGCUCGGAAGAUUCUCGCUCGGAUGAGAGUGAGAUGGAGCCGCCCCACGUUGUGACGCGGGGCCAGUCACGCAAGUCUUCGGUCACGAGCGCCACUGUCCCUGCCGUCAAGGGUGGUACCCCCAUCUCUGGUUUUCCGUCGGGCAGUGCUGCUGCCACUAGUAACGGUGCAGUGUCCACGACACCAGUAACACCUCCGCGUACCCCUUCCAAGGAGCCCUCUGAAGCAGGGGAAGUACCGAACAAGCGGCUGCGACAGGUGCGGUCGCGCCUGUCCUCAGAGCCCCUGUGCAGCGUAUGCUCCCAGGCACUGCUCGAGAGCCGUCGCAGCCCGCCCGCGCAGCUAAUAUCCUGCUCCCAAUGCGAGACGUGCGCUCACCCAUUUUGCCUGGGCCUCUCCGAGGAAGCAGCCAAAGUGGUCACCACCUACGACUGGAAGUGCCACCGGUGUCGAGUAUGCGAGACAUGCCACCAGCCAGAAUCACCCAGUGCCCUUUUUGUGCUGUGCAAGAACUGUGAUCGAUGCUUCCACCAGAACUGCCUCCCUUCUCAAGCGCUCACAAAGUCCUGUUUAGAAAAGUGUGGCCGCUGCAGUGAAACCACCACCGAGGCACCAGCAACCAUUGGUGCGAUGGCCGAGGCUUCGGAAGAAGAAAAGAAUGGUGUCAGCAACUCGCCGCCAUCCACCCCCAAGCGGCCAAGGAUGACAAGGCAUGCACACCGCGGAAAUCACCAAAAUCAGAACCAAUGCCAGAAUGAACCAAUGCACCAAGAUGUAGUGGCCCCGUGCACACCUCAGAAGACCUCUAGUCCACGCAGCCUCGGCACAAAGGCACCCGAUGCCAGCAAUGACGUUGAUGUGACACCACCAAAGCGUGGUCGACCGAAGGGCAAAACUGGCAGCAAGGACUCCACAGCCGAACUGUCGCCAGUUGGCAGCCCCGAAGGGAGCCCGCGGCGCCGAGCUGCCAAGGGCCGGCUGCCGGCCAAGAAUGGUCGAGGGGCGGCACGCAGCAUCCUUCGCGAAAUGCCUGCUGCCAAUGGCCAGUCCCCACGGGAAGGAGACGAACCCCACUGCACCGUGACAGGCUGCGACUCCAAGGGUCACCUAAGUGGCAGGUUUCCAUCACAUGCCACAGUAGAGUGCUGCCCACUGUAUCACAACACUACAGCUGCCGACUGUGAGGAGCAGUACCGGGCACGGACCAAGAAGAAGGUGGAACGCCAGCAGCAGAUAAACCGGCAGAUCAACCUCAAAAAGCCCGUUCAGACUCCUGAGCAGAAGGAACGCUACCAAAAGAUCUUGGAACAGCGAAAAGAGAAGAUGUCCCCAAGAACAAGGUCCAGAGGCAUGCUUGAUUCCAACCAUGAACCAGACCUCAGUAGCCUGGCUCCUGUGUACGACCUGGAGAUGUUUCGGGAAGCCCAAGCCAAAGCAGCAGAGGAAAUGGAGCAUCAGCGAGCGGCAUCGCUGUUGUCAUCCCCUCCCCCACGCUCGUCCUCUGGCAGCCACGGUAGCAACAACAGGCACCACAACAACCAUCACCAUCAGCAGGGCAUUCGAGUGCUGGAGAUGGGCCGGUACGAGAUGGACGUCUGGUACAGCUCCCCUUACCCGGAGGAGUACCAGGCACUGCCCAAAUUGUACCUGUGCCAGUUCUGCCUCAAGUACAUGGGCAGCCCCACCAUCCUGCGACGACACACCGCAAAGUGUGUGUGGCGGCACCCACCAGGUGAUGAAAUCUACCGCAAGGGCAACAUCUCUUUCUUUGAGGUGGAUGGUGCCAAAAACAAGGCCUACUGCCAGAACCUGUGCCUGCUCGCUAAACUCUUUCUCGACCACAAGACCCUCUACUUCGACGUUGAGCCCUUCCUUUUCUACGUGAUGACCGAUGCUGAUGCUGAAGGAUGUCACAUCGUUGGAUACUUCUCCAAGGAGAAAAACUCGUUCCUCAACUACAAUGUGUCCUGCAUCUUGACGCUACCGCCAUACCAACGGCAAGGUUAUGGAAGGAUGCUCAUUGACUUCAGUUACCUGCUCAGCAAAGUAGAAGGCAAAGUGGGAUCCCCAGAGAAGCCUCUGUCGGAUCUGGGUCUGAUCUCGUAUCGGAGUUAUUGGAAGAGCGUCGUCCUGGACUAUCUCCGACGCUUUCAGGGAAAGGAGAUAUCCAUCAAGGAUCUGAGCCAAGAAACAGCUGUAAGUGCAUAUGACAUUGUCAGCACAUUACAGUCCUUGGGGAUGCUGAAGUACUGGAAAGGGAAACACCUUGUGCUUAGAAACUACGUAAACACUGAGACGCCCGAGAGUUCCUCCUCCAAAGUCAAAAAGGUUCGGCAUGACCGCACCUUGGAUCCUGAGUGCCUCCGAUGGAAACCGUACACAAUGCCCAAUCGAUAGUGCUAUGCCGACAAGGACCAAGCAUACGCCAAAAGCAAAAAAACAAAAAGCCAGCCAGCCAAACUUGCUGGGAUACACUGGUGUGGACAGUAAAAGCAGCACGAGGCAGAGGAUUUGUCUACGAAAAUGGAAGCAUAGGCGCAGUAACAGCCUGCCGCACAAACUACCUGCCAGCUCAGGCUGUGAGCAUCGUUAGUGUUGCACGUGUGAUUGCCUCUUUGGAACAUUCGGGUUCUUAUGCCUCUGCUCUGCACCGACGUGUGGGGGGUUGCGCGCAGUUCGUAGCACAUUACCCUUUUUAAGCAUUUUACGCCUUGUGGUGCGCUCUCGUCACGCAGCAGUAACUACGCGGAUGUACGCAAUACUUGCGUGCAUCUGCUCUUGGGCAUCAAAAGCACACUAGUUUACGACCAGUAACUUGUGGUGCCUAACACAACUGGACACAAAAGGGGCAUGCACUGGAAGUUGCCGGAACAGUGUGCCCUUAAAUGAUGGGUAAUGUCGUUGCGGAGCAAAAGUACACCUUAAAAUGUGCAUAUUUCCAUAACGGAUGAGGGUUCCGAGGCUAAAACAAUCCACUGUGGUGCCCAAGACUGGGCAGGAGAUUUGGCUGUGAAUAUUGAUACACACCAUGCAAGUUGAUGUGUCGUGAAAUAUUUAUGUGUGCUGUGCAAAUUGAUGGUUUGGGCUGCAGUUGCUAAGGGCUAGCACUACCACAAGUUCAGUGUGUCUUCAAGAAAGUCAGGAUGCCCGCACUUGUGUCUCACAGUGAUGUGCACAGUGGCAGUUACGUGCAGUUUGCUGCAUACAAGCGAGGAGUCUUGAAGCUAAAGGUACUAAGAGCUGUGGUGCUCGAUGCUAGUGGUUAUCAGAGCAAAUUUUAUCAAUAAAGGACCAUAGGUGGCCAGGUGUCACUGGAUGACUAGGUAUUAGUCAGUUGAUGCUUUUCUGUUUAACAGUCAAUGAGCACUAGCUGAGCUGUGGUAUUGCUGGUUAACUGUUGUUACUUUACCAGCACCAUCAUGUGUUUUCUGCAAGUUCAUUGGACAGUGCUACCUGCAGGUAAUUUUUUUUUUCACGGAUAAAUGUGUCGGUGUGUAUGUAUGUAUGUGUCAAUGAUGAAUUCUUCAACAAAGUGCAGUUUUAGGCACUCGGGAGUGUAGAGGAAGGUUUUGAGAAUGAAAUCUGGUAGUGGACCCUCUUUUAGCGUCGUAUACCAUGCCUUUAAGUAUAUUUGUUCGUCAUCCUAUGAACAGAGCUGUAUUAGCAUCAAAAGAAGAGUGAAAUGGUCUGUAGACUUUUCAUCUGAUCAGGAAAUUCAACUUCAGAAAGUUUUUUUUUUAAUAGGAUGCUAAAGGAGGCUUGUUGGUCAUUUGUAACUGUUUUUUGUACUUGACAUAUCACACAAACAAGGGAAAAAGACUCUUUCUCGCUCUCAGUUUUCCUGUUAAUGUAUUGUAUUUGUUGUGAGGAAAGAAAGCUUGAAAGGGAGUUUGUAUGUGUAUGUGUAGCUUUGUGAAAAACGUCCAAUUGCGAGUGUGUCUUUUGUUGUAAUGUGCUACUGAAGUUCUUUGAGCACAAGGCGUGGUUGCACAUUUCCAGCAACGUGCAAGUAGUGCACGUUUUAAUAUAUGUCGCCAUGUUAAACAUGUUUUACCACCAACUUCUGCUGCUUAGCUUCCUAGAAUAUUACUAGCCAGUGUUACUGCAACAUGAAUUUCACAUUGCCAUGUGCAUUUCACACCUAGCAGAGGUUCCAAUAGCAGAAGCCCAGUGAAGGUGUCUCAAAAUAUUUUGACAUGCCAUAAGCGUAAAUUCCGCGAGGGACUUACAAGAGAGAGCAAAAUAGAUGCUUUCCUGUGGAUUCUUUUAUUUGCAUAGUUCUGUCAACAACUUUUCUCAAGAUUACCUAAGCCUAAUGGUCAGUCCUGGUUUGUUUUGCAGUUCCGAAAAGCCUAGCAGGUUCAUAUAUAUAUAUUUUUAAAUUUUAAUAUGCAUGCGAAGACCAAACUGGCUGGAACACUUCAUUCCUCAGACAUCACAUCUGUAAGAGUUCCCAUUAUGUUAGUUUAUGCUCCCAUACUACCAGCACUUGUGUGCUCUGUCGUUGCAGUUGCCAGUUCAAGCUGGAUAAUGCGCUGCUAGGCAGUUGCAAGUUCAGCACAAAAAAAAAAAGAAACCCUUGGAGGGCACCGAGUGCUUCCUUUAAGGAAAAUGUACCUGUUAUGUUGCUAGCCAUGCUCAUUUUCUGCCAAGUUGCUCCAACCACAUCUCAUCCAAUUAGCAUCAACAGCAAAACUAAGGCAAUUCCUGGUGAAUUAAUGUAAAUUACAAAAAGAAAAGGCUUGGCAUAAGUACCAACAGGGGGGGCAUAUUUUUCUUGAUCUCGCAGUUGGAAUUCCGUGCACAAAACGGGUUGCACAUGUAAAGUAGUUUUCAGGGCUGCGACCCUAAUGGGAGACUGCGCUCAUGUAAUGUUAAUGAUUUGCUUUAGAAGCUGACAAGAAUGCGAUACUGGCGCACCAGAAUUCUCUGCAGUUUUCCUACACUUUUGCUUCACGUGCUCAUAUAUUGUUUUCAUAUUUCUUUUUCACUGUCUUAUGAGCAAGAUUGCGAAGAACCACUUCUCUGUGCUAUUGUGGUUCUGUCUUUUUAUGUGAAGUUUAUUCUGCUUGCAACGACUGUUUUAGAGCUAUCAAUCUAGUAUGUUGCAAGACAAAUUGCGUUUAUUUAUUUAAAUUCACUUGUUAUGAAAAUUGCAAAUGGAUUGCAGAGGCCAUUGCGUAUAGUCAGCUAAAUGCACACCAAGCUGAUUUCAUUGCCUGCCGUUGUUGUGCUCUGUGUUUUGACGAACUAUAGUGGGCCUCCGGUGUUACUAAGACUUCGUGCCGUUACAUCCAUUUGACGUCACUGCUAACGUCUUCAAAUUUGUUUUGUUCCAGCACUGCAAUAGUUUCCUUCUCUCUUAUAUAGAUUCUCUGUAUUGAUGGAUGUGCGACAACUAGAUUGUACGCAUUGUACAGGUUUUUAUGUGCCCAGGUAACCUUAGUUUUCGAGCUCUUCAUGAAAGUCAAUGAAAUACUAAGCAUGCACCUUUUGGUGGCAUACUUUAAUGUUCUUGUCAAGUAUAUCUGCUAUUGCAGUAAUGAAAAUGUUGAACUGCCUAGUUUUCACUCAAAUCUUGGCAUGAAAUCAUCCACAUGGAUCUGACCUGAAUAUAGCAACUACAACGGGCAAACUCCUGAUACGAAUGGACUGAACCUGGAUGUAGUGGUAGUUUUUGUCAAGAUGAAUGAACUGGAUGUGGGGACGUGGUAAGACGACAAUUGUUCAAGUAGCUCCGUGCAGUUCGUUCCCACCCUCCUGUUUUCUUGUGCUUAGCAUUUUUCCCGCAUAUUGUUUGUGUUUUGUGAGUGUGGUUGUUGACCGAGUGCAAAACAGAACCUUGUUGUAUCAUCACUGGUUUGAUGAGUUUAGUUGCUCCUGUGUUUGUGUGCCAAGGCUGUUUUAUAGAAUGGCUGAUGUGGCCAUUUAAGAAAAAACUUUUAUUCAUUCCUGGAUGUGUUUGUUUUAGAGAUGAAAUGUUUUAAUGAGAUCUAUGUAUGAGAAUAAAAAACGUUUUUAAGUCAGA
Rhipicephalus sanguineus (brown dog tick) is the source of this 6400-nucleotide messenger RNA. Its product is annotated as histone acetyltransferase KAT7. Gene Ontology annotation, biological process: regulation of DNA-templated transcription. Bases 340 to 2769 code for a protein of 809 amino acids. The transcript is spliced from 20 exons. Gene Ontology annotation, molecular function: histone acetyltransferase activity; zinc ion binding. The record is from RefSeq and is a predicted model, not a curated record. Lineage: Eukaryota; Metazoa; Arthropoda; Arachnida; Ixodida; Ixodidae. Gene Ontology annotation, cellular component: nucleus.